Messenger RNA from Pangasianodon hypophthalmus (striped catfish), 7513 nucleotides. It is a transcript of the gene nexmifa, whose product is annotated as neurite extension and migration factor a. The record is from RefSeq and is a predicted model, not a curated record. Gene Ontology annotation, biological process: negative regulation of cell-matrix adhesion; negative regulation of cell adhesion mediated by integrin; negative regulation of cell-cell adhesion mediated by cadherin. Lineage: Eukaryota; Metazoa; Chordata; Actinopteri; Siluriformes; Pangasiidae. Gene Ontology annotation, cellular component: nucleus. Bases 762 to 4478 code for a protein of 1238 amino acids. The transcript is spliced from 3 exons.
GUUGUGCGCAUGCUCAGUGCAAUGCACCUGCUCAACAGUAGUGCGCGUCCCCGACGGCCCGAGCGCGCCACCGUGAAAAAUCUGUGUGCGCGCUCUUUAUGGCAAGUCUCAAAAGAAAGGGGGGAGCAGAAGCACGUGAACGCGCCGUAGUUGUCAGGGACGGACGGGGUGCAGCUGGGAAAAACACACACACACACACACGCAUACGCGCGCGCACACACACACACACACACACACGCUCCCUCGCUCUCUCUCGCGCGCGCGCGCAUGAGCAUAUACGGCGAAACGAUACGACAGCUUACCGACGGGGGAAACAAGGCAGCAGCCUUCGUCAUGACGGUGACACCGCCCGCGCGCAGAUAAAAAAAAAAAAAAAAAAAAAAACACCGUGAAGCAUGCCGCGCGACUCGGGCACCUUUUGUUCGUUUCCCGGAAACCCUGGAGCGCGAGGGGAAUAAAAAUGGAGCGGUAGGGGGCCAAGACGAGGCGCGAUUAACGCGCGCGUCCACCUGCUGCUACACACACACACACACACACACCGGGGGGAAACGGUCAGGGCUUGCUCGCGCGCACGCAAGAGAGAGAGAGAGAGAGAGAGAGAGAGAGAGAGAUCCCGUGGAGAAGAGAUAAACAUGCUAACAAGCUAAGCGCAGAGAAAGGAGAAGAAGAAGAAGAAGAAGAAGAAGGACGGAGCGAAACCCAAGACGGGAAGAUCGGACAGUAAGAAUGACGUUUGUGCAGUGCAGACUUUCUCCAGAUUGAUGGAUGUCCUACAGGAGUCGCGAUUCGCAGGGCCUGAGCACUGCCCCAGUCCUCCUAACGCCACAGACAAUGACUCGCAUGAUCAUCUCUCUGACAAGUCGCAUGUUCUGACGCACUGUGACUCCACCGACCCUCCUCUUCUAUCCCCACCCACUCUGGAUUCCUCCAGCCAGACAUCUGAAGUUCCCUUCAGUGUGACAGACCUGCACGAUGACUCUGUCUCCAAAGCCACCUCUCUCUCCUCCCUUUCUUCAUUCUCUUCUCUCUCCUCCCUCUCAUCCCUCACUUGCUCCAAGCCUGUGAGUCCCUGGUCUGUGCCUCAGGGCUGUGACAGACCAUCCCUUUCCAGCAUGGAUUCUGGGGGAGGAGACUGCAUAAGUUGUCUACUUCCAAAGAACCAAUCAUGUGAGUCCGUUCUUGGAUUAACCUCCGAUUUCCAGUCCUGCCCUUCCUCCAACAUCAGCAUGCAGUGCCUCAGCUCUGCCACCACUACUGGCCGCUAUGGUGACCAAGUGAUAUCUGAUCAGUUGCUCAGUGGCACCACCCAUCCAGCUGGAGUUCAUGAAAAUGCAGAAGAAGGCAAGUCAAUGCGAGAGAGUGAAUCAGAUGAUGAUCCGACCUCUAGGAGUAUAUACGAGAGUUUGAGCGAGGAGGCUCAAGACUGGAGCUGCCUGGAGUCCCUGAUCAGCGAGAGCCGAAUGGAACUGUUAGACUUGUGCUCUCGCAGCGAGCUUGCAGUCAAUCUGUUUUGCGAGGAAGAUGUGGAAAACUACAUGUUCCAGGAUGAGGAGUCAACUCUGGGUACUGACGUCUGUUCGCUCAAAAUUCGCUACGAGUCCUACCCGGAUGUGGCCCAAGAACGGACUGAGGUCCCCCUGCAAGAUGAAUCCCAACUAGGCUUUUUUCCCACUCUACCCUGUAGCAGAACGGAAAGUUUGCAAGACAAGAUGGACCAAUCAAGCGAGGACAAAGUAGAGGCUCCGACAACCCCCAACAGCAAUUUUCUUUUUGACCUCAGUAACUCACCGGAGGAUUCUGGCGAGUUCAGUGAUGACAGCUACUGCACAGGCUCAUCGCCUGACACCUGGCAAGCUCAACAACCCCAUGGGCAACUGUCCAGAGAGAAUUCUAGUUCCUCCAGCCAGCUCAGCUACCGCCUUCGUGCCAAGAGGAAGGUUGCUUUCCGAGAAGACUACCUAUAUGAUGUUGACUCCAUAGAGAGUGAGAGGAAUGCAGAAAAGCGCAAGAAGCUGUCAGUCGGACCUAAGAAAGAGUGGGACGAUGACUGGUGCCCAAAGAAGCGGCGCCGGUCAUGUCGAAAGGAGCCGCCGGUCAUCAUUAAAUACAUCAUCAUCAACCGCUUUAAAGGUGAGAAGCACAUGCAGGUGAAGUUGAGUAGAGUGGAACCUUCAGUCUCAACGGUGAAUCUAAAUCCAGAUACCUUACUGCACUAUGAAAAACUGGCACCUCUGAAGGCCUACUGGCAGAAGAAGGAAAAGGAACAGCAGGAGCAGAACUCAAUAGCAGCUGCAGACAAAACCAAACGCCUCAAUGGCUGCAAAAGGCCACCGAGCACUACCCCUAAACGCAAACAAAGGAGCGCAAGACUCAGGAUUCAACGGGUCCCUGCUGUAGAGACUGCAAUCGCCAGCCAAACUGCUGCUGCAUUGUGUAACAAUCAACAAGAAAUGGCUGACUCAGUAAAAAGCACAGAAGACCUACAACGGGCCACAACACAUGAUGCCUUGGACAAAGUAGAGACAGGUAAAACUACACACCAAGCCAGGGCUAAGAGCAGAACUCAAGAGCGAGAGGAGAGGAGAAAACUAGAUAAAACAGUGAAGAUAAAGAAAUUCAAAAGUGAAGCCAGACUGAGGGCUAAAAAGCUACAGGAAGCACAGAAAGAGGAAAACCCCACUGCCUCUGAACUUACAGAGUUAAGUUCUUGUUUACCUGAAAACCUUAGUGACUCUUUGGAAAGUAAUCUUCUCACAAAUGAGACCUCGGUUGAAAAAUGCACUUUGACUCCCACUGCCCCUGGGACUAAUGAAAAUGUGGACCUCCUGCCUGGUGGAUAUCUACAGACUCUUCUGGAAGCUUCAGAAUCUUCCAGCAGUGCCAAUGUCACAUAUUUUUCUACAGACGAGCAGCAGACAGGGUUGCUACCAGUUGCAGCCCCUCUGCAACCAGUUCAAACGUGUGUACUGUCCCCUCCCUCAGAAUCUGAGCUCCCACACUCACCCCAGCCUCUCAAUCACAUCCCACACCACACAUCGUUCCCUGAGACCGACCACCCUGAACAAAGCUACCCUGUCAACUGGCCUUCCCAACCCACCGUUGAGCAGCUUUCAUUCUCUCCCGACAUCCCAACUCAGUCCCCAGUCAUGCCGUCAGGCUUUCCUAGGCCAAUGCCUGUACUAGCAGGGGAUGGCACAACAGUGACAGGGUAUAGCCAGGUACCACUGGGUACCUGCAGGAUGGCAUUCGAAGAACCAAUCUUGCCAGAACCCCACUCGGAUACCGAUUAUGGGCGUAGUCCGGUGGGAUCACGAGUUGAAAACGGCAUGGGCCGACUCGUCAGCUUUAACUCUCUGGGAUCUCUUUCUGCAGCUUCAAGCAACUAUAGUUCUCUUAGCCUGAGAGAGGGUGAAAGAGAAAGAGAAGAGGAGAUGAGCGAGAUUAGUGAUGGUUUCCUCUCACAUUGCAGCCCUCAACUAGUUCUGCAGCAGAGCCUUGAGGAGAUCACUCCACUUCGAGAGUCCACUGACUUGCUUGAUAUAUCCAACUUCACCCCUGACAAGUUCCGGCAUUCCUCCUUGUCUGAAAUGUCCCCACCUGACACACCUAGCCCCUCACCACAGCUGCUGGGGAACUGUGGCAAAGGGGGAGGGUUUCUGGAAGCAGCAGGGGCUAAUGUGAGGUGGAGCUGCAGCACUGUCCCACAAGUCGAGCAAGAUGCAUCACAAAACGCACACCUCUUACAAACCUUCACUGAGGAGGAUGAUGAAGAAGGGCUUCAAGGUCUUAAAAGGUCUAAAAAGAAGGGAGGAAAGAAUGGACAAAGCACCAAAAAGACCAAAACUCCCAAGGCGGCUAAAGGUGAGAGGGUUAAGCUCCCAAAACAGGGUUCACAUUCUGCUAAGAAAAUCAAGGCAUUAUUAGAGGGGAAAGCAGCUAAAGGUGAGAGGAAAUUAGACAGCGGUGCUCCUUCUCCAACCCCCUCCCUGAACAUGAUAGGGGCUCAGGGGGACUGGCCGAAUGCUGGAGCUCUAUCAGAUGAUGAUCAGGGUGAGUUCCAAGAGCCGUCGAACAUCCUGUCCAAUAUAGUCUCCGGGAUGGCAGAGGUGCAACGCUUCAUGCGGGCCUCAGUAGAACCACUUUGGGGGCCUUGUCUGUCACCAGGGCAGCAUGCUCUCCAAAGCCAAACACUGAAAAUACUUGGUAGCAGUGCUGACCUUAAGAAACGGGGCAGUGCAUCAGGGGCAAGUAAGGGGAAGAAAGGGACAGGGCGCGAUGGUAAGACCUCAUCAAAACUUCUUGCACCUGGCUUCUUCCCUCCUAUCGGUUUGGAUUGCCUCCCGCUUCCUCACCGGCCUGCUCACAAAAAGAUGUACCGCCACAAAAGCACCACAAAGUUUGCCCGUGAUGAACUUUUAGCGGGUAAAAGGGACAUCAAAGGAGUUGCAUUGGCAGCUUUGGUAGAGAAACAGAGGUAAUAUUUUCUCUUUGCAAAGUACCCAUGUCAAUCCUUGUUUCCUGUCAAAUCCUUCUGAGCCGCCACCACCACACACAUUUCAGAGCUGCAUGGCACUGACUUUACCCACAGUCCUUUGCCUGCCCCACAGGAAAGUGGGUACCCCCUGCAUGACAGCCCUGCUAAGCUACCUACUGACUAAGUGGAGUCACUGUAUCACAGCUGCAUCUAUCUGCCAUUUGCUGCUUUGUUGCAUUUUUUUAAUCAGUUUAUUUUUUGAUCAGUUUUUUUUAAAGAGACAAUGCCUUGAAAGCCACCUUAAAGCAUACUCUGGUGUAGUAUUACAUUUUGAGGGGGUUUGUUUUUUUUCUCUCUGUCACAGGUCAAGCGCUAUAAGUGUUUAAUCCGUGUGCUAACACUGUUGUUUAAAACAAGCCCAUCACUUGCAAAAUGGUUGCCUUCUGUUGUUCACGGGUCAAAGUUUUUUUUUUUUUGUUUUUUUUUUGUAGUAUUCCCCUCAUUAAGAGUAUUCCAGUGUUACUGUGCCAACCAUUUGGAAAGAUUCGGGAACUCCACGGGUAGCGCAUAUUUAGAAAAGGACAUCAUACUUUUGUAUAAGACACUCGUGUCUUAAUGUAAUAGUUGUCUUUAGUAUUAUGUUUAUUUAUGGUUCGAGUAUUGAGGGUUUGGUCACCGGUGCCAUAGGCUGACCCGAGUCCUCUCUGCCAGUAUCGAAAUGCUGUUGUACAGGAACAUAUGCACUAUUUACAAAAUAAGAUUAUAUCAAACAUGUUUAAAAUUAACGUGCCAAAAUAUGAACAAUUAAGUGUACAGAACAUUUUUAUCUACAUAAUAAAUAUUUGCUGUUUUUUAAUGUGGUGGUGGUUGUGGGAAUGUAUGUGUGCGGUCUCGGGGUGGGUUGGAGAAUAAUUUCGGAUUUUACUGUUGUUACAUAUGCAGACAUCGGUUUGUGGAGUCUUCUGUACAAUCGGGGAGAACGAUAUCACUGUUUUUUUUUUUCACUGUUUUGUUCGAUAUUACACGCUUAGUGAGUCGCAAAAAGAAAGAAAGCCACUGAGCAGAAGAGUGAACGAAGAGGAAGAGUUGUAACAUUGUAACUACGCAUGUGCCAAAUAUAAAUUAUUUAACAUUUUAUCACAAUUUAUCAUAUCACAAUAUUUAAAAGACAUGACUUCAUGUUUAUUUGUAUGUGUUUUCAUAGGGCAGCAUUUUAAACGUAAAUGAAGAAAUCUUAUUUUGGGAUUUAAGCCAACAGAAUUAUGCUAGCUAGUAGGGAUGAUAUAAUUAUCAUAUCUCAAUACUUGAAGACGUUUUCACGAUACACGAUAUGAAUCGCCAGCACAGUGCCAAGAAAACAGUAGUGCCAAAUUUAAAAAAACAAAAACUCGUAAUAUUUUAAUACUUUUUUUAAUAUAUAUAUAGUUUUAACAAUUAACAAAUAGCCACAGAAAUACAUCUUGAUAUUCAGUAAGCUACUGGAUACCGUUAAUAACAAUGAAAUGUUAUAAAAUUACUUUAUGAUUUAUUAAUUUCUUUUAUGAUUGUGAUAUAAUAUAUCACUCAGCACUACUAGCUAGCAAGUUACAUAUGCCACCUACUGGUAGGUGUUACAUUAGCUAGCUAAAUAUAAGCUACGAAAUAUUAGCUAGCUAAUUGUAAGCAAUGAAACGUGGAGUUAACUUGCGUUUGUAGAGUUUUGUGGUCUCCAGAUUUGCUUUACUCUGGACCCAAAAAGGAAUUUUUGCAGAUUUCAAAGCAAAAAUGCUGCAUAGCAUGGAACUAAAGAGUACUUUUACCGAAUAUUAGCACAUGCCUAGUUAUACAUGAUCUUCUGAGUGACAUUGUGUCGUCCUCCUGCUACGAAAAGGGUUCGAUAAUAAAAUAUGUACAGAGGGAACUGGACUAGCAGUAACUUACCAUAAAUCAGUGUAGAUCAUGAAAGACUUUAUGAUUCCUCUUCAUAAAGUUUGCAUUCCCUAAUAAACUCUAAUAAAAUGAUCAGUGGGAACUUUCACACUUCAGUUUUGCAGACAACAGGACCAAAUUAUUUUUUGAGAGUUUUUCCAGUGUUGCUAGCGAUGUGCAUGCAUAACCAUGAUAUUCAAGCUAAGUUGUGCAUGCAGAUGCCCUUAUUUAGCAUCUUUUUUUUGUUCGUUUUUUUUUCCUCUUGCGAUGUUUGAAUGUUAUUUAAUGUUUACAAAAAAAUAAUGUGAGUACCCCAGCAUUCCCUAGCAUUCUUUUUUUAGUUUUUUUCCCCUAUUAUUUAUGUAUUUUUUGGACGAGGGAACUAUACAGACUUAUAAAAUUCCCUUGUAAAGAAAAAUGAAAUGCAGCAUUUGCAUCGACUACAAAGUUAGUCAAAAAAACAUCCAUGUGCCAUAUUUUUACGAAUGUAUUAUGCCUUCAUGGUUUUUAUUUCGCAUAACUUUUUUUGCCUUAUUUAUUUAUUUUUUUCAUCACAAUAACAGACCUGUUUGUAUCAUCUGGUAUCUUUGCCAGGAGGAUUAUUAAAACUCUUGAUGUAGGGGGAAAAAAUUUAACAACCUGUAUAUUUUUCAUCGUGCCAAUUUGUAACAUAUUUUCUAAGUGUAUAUUUUUCUUAGAAAGUGCUGUGAGGUCGUUUCUUGAUGUGGCUUCUGUCCUUUUGCCUUUCAGGCAGUGAAAAAGGUCACUGAAUUAUCAUGGGAUUUUUUUGUUUGUCUUAAAGCCAAAAAUUGUGAAAGACAAAAAAAAUCCUUUGGUAACGGAGAAAAAGCUGUGGCUUUGUUGAGUUUUGUUAUUGGACCAAUCUUAUUGUGAGAGUGUUGUGCUCUAGUAAAUCAAUUACUGAUAAAAAAUGAAAACAGACAGCUAAUUAAUGACACUAAUUUGUGAUUUAAUCUCUGUUUUAUAGAUUUUAAUGUAAAUUAUUCUAGUAUUUUGUUUCUGUUGUAUCCGUUUCAAAGGUUUAAAUAUUUGUGAACCAGCCUGUAUGGUGAAAAAUGUAAUAUUGGUAACUGGAGUUUUGUAAUCAUGUUUAUGGAAUAAAUAUAAAUU